CUUCAGUCACAAACUCAAACUCGACAAUAUCGCACACCAUCGAACCUAAGUAACGCGCGACGCGUUCUUCAAACAAACACAAGACCAAUGAGAAACAAAAUCUAAAUAAAUUAAAACUAAAUAAAAUAAUUUAGAUAUAAAAAAGAAGUAAAACCAAAACAACUUAAACUAAAUUAGAAAACAUAUGGAAUAAUUUAGAUAUUAAAGAACAAAGUGUUUUGUGAAUUAAUAAAUAACAAAAAUUCAACAACUGCAACAUAGAACAGCAUAGAAAUAAAUUGAAGAUAUUAGUAACUGCAAACAACAAAAACAACUAUUUCAAACACACAAAAAGGAAAAAUGUAUAUUUAAAUCUCAAACGUGAAAUUAAUUGUCAAACAACUUAAUGCCGAAACGAACCUUAACUACGACAUCUAACUCCACCACCAACCAUAACCCACGAUGAACCAGAACACACCCGCGCAUACAUCAAAACCUGAUAAAAAUCCGGCAACAUCAAUUCCCCAUCAUCACCACUAUCCUUACAGUAAUAUCACCUCCACCAUAGCCACAUCAUUUAUACAUAGCAGUCAAGCUGAGGAAAGUACAACAACUAUCAAAUCAACGACACAUGCUAAUGCCUUGUUCAGUGGAAGCCUGGCCAGAAGUAGAGGAGUUGGUGGUGGUGGUGAUGGUGGCCAAUCGACACAUUUCACAUCUAGAUCUAGUAAUAGGAGCCAUAAGGAUAAUGCUACUACUCGGUCUUGCAACCAGAACAACAAAUCUGCCCCCAAAACGGUGACGACGGCGACAUCGCCCUCGUCUGACUGCUGGCAAAGGUGGUGGUCCUCCUGGUGGUGUCAGCUGAGACCCUCUACAACGGCCUGCGUUACCUUUCUAUUAUUAUCAACGACAUGUUCCUUAUGUUCGGCUUCCUUGUGUGAUCCACAGAGCUGGUGGGAUCCCUACAAGGAUAAAUGCAUUCCUUGCACUGUGUGCCAAGGUGAUAUGAUACCGUUGCGUCCGUGUCAGAUGCAUCGAGACACUGUUUGUGGUUCAAUAUAUGAUUUGAAAAUCGAUUGGGUGGUUCUGGCGAAAACUGAGCCCAACUGGAAGGAGAGGCGAAAGUUUGAUGGUUCGGAUUAUGGGUUAGACCACCAUCAGCUUACUGCAGAACAAUUGCAGCAGUUGCAGGAUGAGGCCGAUCCAUUGGAUUGGCAAACGGCCGCAUUGUUUUUGGCCGUACUGGCCUGUCUACUGUUUUUCAUUGUGGCCGCCUGUAUACUUGUUCAUCAUAUGCGACAAUGGCGACGCAUGGAACGUAGAUUAGAUCAAGAUGUCGAAGAACUUUCAACAAAACUCAUGGCCAAAUUGGCUGAGGUACAAAGUUUGGAGGGUGGCACCUUCUUUAUAGGCAAUGCUGAUGCCCUAAGAAUACCGCCAUCUGCCACAACGCUAACAGCGGGAACAGGAUUUCAUCAACCGCAACAUGUAAUGUUACCAGAAAAAUCGGAUAAACACCAUAACCACCUCCAAGCCAACCACCUCCACCACCACCAUCAUAAUCAACAGCAGCAGCAGCAUCAUCAUCUGCACCCACAUGAUCGUCGAAUAUUUAAUACCACGACAAUCAAAUCGGGCAAUGUUUAUAUUGAAGAUGGCAAUGGAACAGGUUCAAAAUGUUAAGCGGGCCCCAGCGAGUGCCUUAAUAAAACACAACAGAAAAUCCCCGAAAAAACACCACACCAUCCCCUCGCAAUCUUGGGCUCCCGAAAACCAGCAAAUCAAACGGCAGCAGCUAUCAUUCAAGCGAAUUGAAAAUUCUAAUGAAAGCUAAGAAAAUCAUACAAAUCACAGAAGAUUAUCCCAACGGAAAUGCGCUAAAAACGAAAGAAAAACAACUCUAAGAAACUGGAACAUACUUAAAAUCAAAUUAUUAAUAAUGAUAAUAAUAAUAAUAACAAUAACAAAUAAAAACACAACAUCGAUUAAGAAACAAAAAAAGAAGAAUACUCCACUUUAUUAAGUACCGAUGCCACUAACAUUUUGUCAACCUAUGAAGGUAAUUUAUCGAAAUUAGCUUUUCUGACUCCAUAAAACAGCUGAUUUCAAUGUAAAGAGUGAAACAAUUCUAGUGGUUUUGACAGUAAUCACGAUUGAUCAUCCAUUCACAAUAGAGGUCUCUCACAAUCAAAAGUUUCUUCUUUCUCUCUGUCUCCCUUUUUCUCCCACUUUAUAUAUAUAUGUGUGUGUGUAUAUUAAUUUAUUGCUAUCGAACUUUUGUUGUUUUGUUGUACUAUUUUUAUCAAUUUUUUGUUAGUUAUUUUCUUAAAAAAAAUAUAUUAAAAAACGUGAAAAAAAUCGAAAAUUUUAACAAAAAAUCUUCAAAAAGUAUAUCCUUGUGUAUAUAGAUACAUUUUAAACUAUUGAAUAUAUAUAUUUAUCGAUAACGAUUACAUAUAAGGCUGUGCGAUUAAUUGAUAAAACACACCAUUUUCGAGCGAACCACAACCCUAUUACAAUAUUUCGACUUCGAUGUAUGUAAUUUUCGAAAAAAAAAAAAAUAAUUAUAAAUGAUAAUUUUUUUCUAAAUAUUGUACAGCCUUUUUUUUAUCAAAUUGGAACAUGUAUUUUUUUAAUACACUUCAGAGUUUAUGACCUUGUUUCGCAGGCAUUCCACUUAAUAACAAAACACACCACAUUUUUAGCAAGUUGACCGGCUUUCUCGGCUAACAGACACCGGUACGUAGGUGUCCCGAUACCAGACAUGAACCAACUUAGGUAGCACAGUGUUCCUAAGUUAAAAUUUCGGUUUUCGAGGUUA
Messenger RNA from Stomoxys calcitrans (stable fly), 2803 nucleotides. It is a transcript of the gene wgn, whose product is annotated as tumor necrosis factor receptor superfamily member wengen. Bases 442 to 1665 code for a protein of 407 amino acids. The transcript has 5 exons. Gene Ontology annotation, molecular function: protein binding. NCBI's taxonomy places the organism in Eukaryota, Metazoa, Arthropoda, Insecta, Diptera, Muscidae. The record is from RefSeq and is a predicted model, not a curated record.